AUGGGCAUGGGCGGUGUCUCGGCUGCUCAAGAAUCAAUCUCAUGGCUUCUGCAGAACCCCGGCAAGGGCCGUGCAGUGGCUGUGGUCGUUGGUGGGGCCGAGGAGGCUCUCGAAGCCCGUCCAGGUGCCACUCGUUUGCGUCUUGUCAAGCGUUACGGAUUUGUGCGCUUGGCUAUCCAAUAUCAUUGCCAACUGGUUCCUGUUUACCACUUUGGCGAAAACGAUCUCUAUGGUGAUAACGGGACCGAGGACAACACGCACCUUCGCAGCUUGCAGACAAAAAUCAAGUCCGUCUUCGGGUUCGCCCCUCCGCAGCUCCGCGGCACCGGCCUCUUCACCUCUUUCGGUCUCCUCCCCAAGCGCGGCCCGGUCACCUCGGUCUUCGGAAGUCCCAUCGAGUGCAAGGUUGACGGCCACGAAUAUGGCACCACCCCUGAUUUGGCAGAUGUGGAACGCGUGCACGCCGCCUAUUGCGAGCAGCUGAACGAGCUGUUUGAGACGCACAAACUUGGCCACGGCUAUUCGGAGGAGGCUAAACUUGAAUUCUUC
Mesorhabditis spiculigera is the source of this 549-nucleotide messenger RNA. Lineage: Eukaryota; Metazoa; Nematoda; Chromadorea; Rhabditida; Rhabditidae. The record is from the annotation of a GenBank genome assembly.